GAAUGAAUAUUUUUUGAAACAAGAAGUUGAUAGAAGAGCAAUAAAUGUCGCUGUGACAAUAUACUGGCUUGGAAAAACAGUAGCAGGAAAAUUUAAAGGACCAGCGUUAGAUUUAAGUGCCUUUGGAGCUCUUGUUCAUAGUCAUGGAAAUAAGAAUGUAAUAUCGGAUGAUUCAUUUAAGAAUGGAAGUCCGGUAAAAGAUAGUCCUAAACAUAUACGAGAUAGUUCCUAUGAUUCUCUUGGAUCUUAUGAACGUGAGUCCGAGUCAAGUUUUGAUGAACUAGAUAGUAGUGGUACUAUGCCAGUACGUUCUGACAUGAGAGAAAUGAGAAGAUACGGAAGUGCGAGCUCGCUCUCGAUGCCGCGUGAUCUCAGACUGUCAACAGCAAGCGGGGAAUCUAUGUAUUCCGAUGACAAACAUGAUAGUAUGUAUGUAAGUUCACCUGACCUCUCACAGGGCUCACAUGCUCAUACAAGGUCCUCAUCUACUGACAGUAUGGAUGGAAGUUACUACGGUAACCAUUCACGACAGUCAUCUGGAAGUACAGACAAUUAUGCAACUAGACGUACUUCGACCAGUACUAGAAAGACGAGCACAUCUACACCAGAUCCUUUACAGUUUAUAAAAUUAAAAGGUGCGGAAAACUUGGCUGCUCAAGCCAAGAAACAAAUGGAAGUGGCUAAAGAAGUAAACAUGAUGCGAGGAAAAGUUGAUAGUGUUGGCAGUUCGGAUGAGCCAGACUGGCAGUCUAAUUUUAAUAAUUGGAAGUCACGACGUAAAUCUACACAUUCUCGUUUAGAAAGUGACCCACUAGAAGAGGAAGUAGAGAAAAGGCCUGUGAAAACAUUUGGUCAAAUUAUGGCGGAAAAAGAGAAAAGGAAAAGUCUUGGUCCUAUGAACAUAUACCCGCUAGAUAACGAAGAUCACAAGAUGGAGAAGAAGGAGAAGAGACGUAGUCUGGGACCAAUGAACUUUUACCCACUAGAAGAUGAUGACAGUGGUAUAGGGGUCAAAACACGUGAAUCCUAUAUAUCUAAAUCUAGUAGCCAAAAGAGUGAAUCAAAACCUAAGGACAAGAAGUCAAAAGCAGAUGUAGCUCCAUGGGCACAAGAUUCAAGUGGGGAGGACAAUAGCCAAUCAGAUUCUGAGACUAAUAAUAGCCACCAAUCAGGUGACACAGAUAGUGUGUUCUCUGACAAAUCAACACCCAGUAAAGUGUUAAGUGAUGAUGAUUCCUGGGUUAAGAGUAAGCCAUCGGUUCAGGCAGUUUCAAGCAAACUAACGCCACCUGUUAGAACACAAAGAUCACUUGGAGGUAGUGCAAAGUUAUGGGAAAACAAUGCAAACGAAUCUCAGAAAAAAGAUGAUAAGAAAGUGAAAGAUCUUCCAACAAAUAGUGCUAAAAUUAAGAAUAUAACACAAGCUUUUGAGCAAAAAGAUAAAGAAGCUAAUGCCCAACCUGUUAUUACAAAACGUUCAGAAUUUAGUCGUUCUUCUCUUUCAAAAUCAUUGGAUUUAUCUGACAGUUAUUCAAAGCCUUAUUCCCCCCAAGAAAAGAAACCAUCUUCACCCCUGUCACCAACGGCACCUAAGGCUCUUAUUCCCAGAGAUCAAAGGUUCUCUCAUAACAGUCCAGGUGGGAGCCCUGCUUCAAAUAAUGUAGAUAAGUUGUAUGAGGAAAUUGCUUUAAAAAGUUGUAUAUUUUCUUUUUCUUUCCAAAAGCCCUCUGUUAGUGAGAAUGUAAGGUAUUUUCAAACUCUUUCCCCUUCCAAUAAUCUAAAACCUUCUGCUCUAACACCUGAAAAUAUGGUAAUGAAGAAACCUCCAGCAACUCCACCCAAACCAUCAAGUGCAAAGAUAGCUGCAGUAAAAGCCAAGUUUGAACAUGAGGUUGAAAAUCUAGGGCAGACUGACUUACCUAGAGCACAUAAUGGUGUAACAGAUAAUCAGAUUGUUGACAUGGGUAAAAUAAAUGAUGGUAAUGUAGAUGUUAGUAAUGACACACUUAAUGUGACUAUUGGAGACACUGAUACUUGUAAAGAGAAUGAUGCUAGUGCUGGUGCUGGAGAUAAUCCCAGUGACAUAUCUAAGACUAUGGACAUGUGUUAUGAAAAUGAAAAUUUGAAUAUGCCAGAAACUGAAGAAAACUGUACACAUUUAAAUCAAACUGAUAAAGGAAGCAGAAUUAAUGAGGGCUUAUAUGACAUUCCUGAAAAUAUGUCUGAAGAUAAAGUUGAUGAACAAAGUAUAGAACUUGGAACAUACAGUUUUCUUGAUGGCUAUUCUAAUAGCUUAGAAAACACUUCUAAAGAUUUGGAUUUCAAAAGUGAUGAUGAAAUGCAUGAUAUUCAAGACAAUUUAGUUGAAAAACAAAAAGAGAGUAUACAGGCUAUUGAUCUUAAGAAUGAAGAUUUUAUUAUUGAAAAUAGAAUUGAGAAUUUUGCAGAGCAGAUUGUUGACAGUGUAAUUGAAAAUGUGAAAAAUCAGGAGAUAAAUUCACCCAAACAGGAUUAUAUACCACCAAAACAGGACUAUAUACCACCAGAACAGGACUAUAUACCAUCAGAACAGGAUUAUAUACCACCAGAACAGGACUAUAUACCACCAGAACAGGAUUAUAUUCCAAAGUUGGAUUUCAGUUCUGUAAAUGUAGAAGAUGAAGAUACAGAUUUGCAUUCAUCAGAUAAUAAAGAUAGAGAAUCGCAAUAUCAACAUACAAGCUCAGUAGACAGCAUGUCUCCAGUGGAAGAAUUGUCUACCAAAUCUAUAUCCCCUCAGACUUCUCCAAGAAAUGAUUCACCGUCACAGCUAUUCCCUCCAAGCUCUCAAAUUCUAUCUAAUGUUUCAGUUGAAUCUGAAUCAUGGGCACAACAAACACCAGAUAUUGUCAACAGAACUCCAAUAUACCUAGAAACACCAAGUCACCAAGACAUUAGAGAUGGAUAUAAUUCUCCACUGCAUUGUCUUCUACCAGCAAGCUUAGAGAUGCCAAAACCUGAUGAUGAUAUGGAGUCACCUAGACCCCCAGCUUUACCAACAAGUUCUAUUCCAGAUAUCAUAGUUAGCAAUGUAGUUGACGAUUUCCAUGAGGACAAUCUUGUUUACGAUUGGUCUGGCACAAAGUGGGGGUUUCCACAUGUUGAUCCAGGAAAAUCUUUAUAUAACACGUCAGAUAUUCCUGAAAAGUUCACAGAGAAGACAAUAAAAAUCAGCCAGAAGGCAAACAAUGAGAGAGGUUUCGGAUUCUUUUUGGUGGGAGGGAUUGAAAAGAAACAGCCUGUCACUGUUCAAAGAGUAUCCCUUGGUAGUGCUGCAGAUGUGUGUGAAGUGGAGGCAAAUGAUGAACUUAUUUCAGUAAAUGGGCGAGAUGUUACAACCUUGACCUUGGCUCAGGUACAGGGUAUUGUAGAUCACAGUGUUAAACGAGGACAGAUAGAACUGAGAAUCAAACGCUAUAUGCAAGAAGAUGGAUAUGAUUCUAUGGAAGAGAGUGCAUUUACUGACCAUGCAAUAAACAACAACAACAUCAAGAAAAUUGAUCACGUUGACGAGGCAACGCACUUUAAACCUGCACUACAGAUGACAACAAAGGUAGAUGAAAAACCAAGAUUAAUGGAUCAGCUUAUAGGAGAACAACAAAGGGAGGCAAAUAACAAUGAGAGAAAUAAAAGGUCACCUAGUCCAGUAGCUACAGAAAGUUUUACAGCAGAUAUUAGAAUUAAUACCCAGUCUGCACCAGUCUGGCAGAAAACACCUGUGAGGCAGACGACAUCUCCAACCAGGGAUAUGAGUGCUCCCCAUGAUGUCCAAAUGACAGAGGAAAGAUCCACCAUCUCUGUGAAGAAAUCCCCAGCCAGUGUCACACCAAAAUCAGGUAAGUUUCAUAGACUAUAUGGACUGGAUUUCUACUCUGAAAUGGCAUAUGCAGUGCUUCCGGACCAUCAAUCAAGCGCCCCACCUGUAGAGCUCACCAUACACCGAGAAGAACAUUUGACAGCUGAGUCUGCUGCCCCUGCUCGUAAACAAGCGCAAGUUGAUGCGCCUAACUUGAUGGAAAUAAAUGUACCAAAUUACAGCGAGCCACCGCCCCUCUCACCACAGGAGAAGUUUGAGCGAGAUCGGCAAAGAAUACGCCAGCAGUAUGAGGAAGAAAAGAGACUGGCACGGGAAUCUGAGAAACAAAAACAGGAACAGGAACAACAUACAUUAAAUUCAGACAAGUUUCUCAGGGACAUGGAGUCUCAAAUAAUGCAUACUAAACAAGAGGCUGCCAAUUAUCAGAGUCCUGGUACACAGACUAGUUUCACAUCUGAGCCAAUGACAAUAAGGCUUCCAUCCAAUACCCAAGGGAGGCAACUUAUUAUUGAUCCAAGAAAUCAAGAAGAUAACAGUAAUAAAAUGCUACCAGAGUACAGUUUUAGAGUAGAUCUACCAAAAACCGAUUCUGCACCACCACUACGCACCUUUAAUCAGCCAGAAAUGAAUCCUGAAGAGAUUCUAGCCAGAGAAAGAGAGAAAAUCCGAGAGGAAGAAAAAAGAAAGUUUGAGGAGGAACAGCAAAGAUGGAAAGAGGAAAAAGAACGAGAAUUGAGGGAACAACAGGAAUCAAUCGAACGAGAAAGGGAGCGCCUGCAUCGAGAACAAGAAUUAGUAGAGAAAGAGAAAGCUCUAUUAGAACAGAAGGUGAGACAAGAAGAAGCAUAUUCUUCUCGUUACCAGCCUGUCAAUCAUUAUUCACGUUCAUCAGCAGGAAGUUCAGGAUCAUCGUUAUCACAGUCUCCCAGGUCACCACCACCUGCGUUAGACCCAAAACAUCGUGAUAUGAAAAAAGCUCCACCUCCGACCGCUCCUAAACCUGAACGAGGUUCCGCGAAAGGCAGACUAACUCGGGAAGAUUUGUUAGCAAUGAAUCGCAAAGCAACUCCUUUAGCUCGUCCUGAUCCAUCUCUGGAGACGACAGGGGAUCCACAGGAUAGUGCUUUGUCUCCUACUCAUCGAGAAGCCCCGUCAAAAGGAGAAUUGCAUUCUCUAAAUGCUGUGCCAAAACCAAAAUUCCACAGUUCAGCUGCUUGGAUUAAGGAUGCUGAAAACAAUACGCAAAAUGAAAAGCCAUUUGUGAUAGGAAACAGAUCAGAUCUUAUUCAUCAAAGAGACUAUUCAAAUCCAUCAGAUCACUGGGUGGUGCGCGAGGCUGAAAAACGUAGACUUGCUGAAAAAUCAGAUUACGCAAAUACAGAAAGUGUCACUGCUCGUGCAGGGCCAACAAAACCCAGUCAAAGUUCUCUAGUUAGCAGAUUUCGGGGGGAUAUAGAACCCCCACCAAGGAAUAACAGAUAUUCUUACCCUUCAUCUUAUAGUACGGAGUCUCAUCUUUCACCGACAUCUAGACCUCUAUCAGGAUCUAACCAGUAUAACCGCACUCCAGAACAAACUGUUACACAAUUUAGUGCAAAGACUUCACCUAAUACUUUUGCCAGUAACCCAUCAUUAUCACAAACUUUACCACCAAACUUUAGUUUUAAUGCAAAUGUUCGGAAUCAAGACAGCAUGCCAACAAAACCUCCUAGAUCAUUAACAGAUGAUUCAGGACCAGUGAUAGCUGUGAGCGGGAAACAAAAGUGUUCUCAUUGUGGAGAGGAGCUGGGCUUUGGCGCAGCUAUGGUGAUAGAGUCCCUCGGUCUGUACUAUCAUGUACAGUGUUUCCGUUGCUGUGUAUGUCGUAUGCCACUAGGUAACGGAUCCGAGGGUACGGACGUUAGAGUGCGAGUCAACAAGUUACAUUGUAGAAAUUGUUACAGUAAUGAUGAAGGUAGUGUUCUAGAAUACUGGGGAGUAUUCUAACAUGCGACAUAAUUCAAGCCAUGCCACUUGUUUCCAAUGUAUAGCUGGUUUAAAAUUUAGCAAAGUGUGAUGAUAAGCAAUAUGGCAGACGGCAACUCUUGUUAUUCAGAACCCGGCUGGAUUUCCUACAUAGACGAAACAGAUAUAUACAUAUAUACAUACAUAGAUACAGAUGGAAGUGACAGUUUUUACUGGCAAUAAUAUACAGUGAUGAAUGGAACAAAAAUAGAAUUUUAGAUUCUAGACCAAUUGGACUAGUUAUGAAAUAUUAGCAUAUCAAAUUAUCAUAGGAUAUAGCAAUACAUUAGUAGAGACAAUGAAAAUAUAUUGAAUAAAUUAGUAGUUUAUAUUUGAUAAUUGAAACUACAUUUAAAAAUACUGUGUUACUAUGCAACUGUUAUAUAGAUUGUAGAAUGGUUAGUGACUGUUGUUUUACUAUUUUGUUAACUAGUUUUUAUAAUCCUACAUGCAUCAGAACUAUAAUUCUAUCUGAUGCUGUAUGUACAUCUCAUUGGUCAAUAUAUGGUCACAUGAUAUAUAUAAUAAGAAGUCAUAUUGACUCUAAGGUGACGUUACAACAUUUUGAAUAAUUGAUAUUGAAAAAUGUGAUGUGAUGUUGAUGAAAUAAAAGAUUUAGACUUAAAACCUGUUGUAAAAAAAUUACUUUAUAAAAAAAAUGCAAAAACAUUCUGAUUAAGUACAAUAAUGAAUUUUCAAUGUUUUUUAAAUGACUGUAGCCUAGCAACCUAUUAUAUUAAAUAUAGGGUCAUGUUUGAUCAUUCUAACAUUCCAGUAUCAUAUUUACUGUCAUUAUAAAUGUAAUAUUUGAUAUAUAAAUUAUAAUAUUGGUAGACUUUAGUGCAAUUUUAUGUAACAGAGAAAAUCAAUUCAGUUUUACAUUUUUUAUAUGUCUAUACAUGAGGCUAUAUGUACAAGUCUUUAGUUCAGCUGUAAGUUACAGUAUGUGUUUUAUGUAUUUUUAUAAAUUAUAUGAUAUUUUAAAAGAAAA
Molecule: messenger RNA, 6851 nt
Organism: Ruditapes philippinarum (Manila clam)
Lineage: Eukaryota; Metazoa; Mollusca; Bivalvia; Venerida; Veneridae
Biological process (GO): regulation of signaling; regulation of cell adhesion
Molecular function (GO): protein binding
Source: RefSeq, a predicted model, not a curated record